Magnolia sinica is the source of this 3414-nucleotide messenger RNA. RefSeq names its product putative receptor-like protein kinase At3g47110. Gene Ontology annotation, molecular function: ATP binding; protein binding; protein kinase activity. NCBI's taxonomy places the organism in Eukaryota, Viridiplantae, Streptophyta, Magnoliopsida, Magnoliales, Magnoliaceae. The record is from RefSeq and is a predicted model, not a curated record. The transcript is spliced from 3 exons. Gene Ontology annotation, biological process: protein phosphorylation. Bases 1 to 3048 code for a protein of 1015 amino acids.
AUGAAUUUAUGGGUUUUUCUCUCACUUUAUUUGGUGUCGUGUAUAGACUUGGUAGGAUCCGAACCAGUCGCUGCCACCACAACCACGCGGAAUGAAACGGAUCGACUCGCACUGCUUGCCUUCAAGAAUGGAAUAUAUGGAGAUCCUCUCCGAGUCUUCAACUCGUGGAACAGUUCACUCCAUUUCUGCGAGUGGAGUGGGGUCACCUGCAGCCGUAGGCGUCAUCAGAGGGUCACAGCUUUGAAUCUUAAAGGCCGUGGCUUGGUGGGCCACAUAUCCUCUUACACAGCGAAUCUCAGCUUCCUUAGAGAAAUCGAUCUCUCAAACAAUACAUUAAAUGGCAAAAUUCCACUGGAAGUAGGUCGUUUGUUCCGGUUGCGGUAUCUGAAUCUCAGCUAUAAUUCUUUUGGUGGAGAAAUUCCGACUAGUCUAAUAAACUGCAAGGAACUCAGAGUUAUCGAUUUAAACGGUAACUACAAGAUCAAAGGAAAAAUUCCAGUUGAGCUCGGCUAUCUGUCAAAGCUUACUUAUUUGGAUCUCAGCGUUAACAAUUUGACGGAGGGAAUCCCACCAUUCAUUGGCAACCUUUCAUCUCUCACCAAUCUUAUUUUGCGCCGAAACCGUCUCGUAGGAAACAUCCCAGACGAACUCGGGCGACUGUGGAAUUUAAAAGAACUCCAAAUCAGUUCGAAUCAAUUGUCAGGUGAGAUUCCUCCCUCACUUUACAACCUCUCUUCCCUCACUAUUCUCUCUGUCGCAGAAAAUCGAUUGCACGGAAUCCUCCCGUGGAACUUAGGACUCACCCUUCCCAACCUCCAAGAUCUUUUCAUGGGAGCACACGAAUUUACAGGGCCUAUACCAGUUUCACUACCAAAUGCGACAAAUCUUCAGCAACUUGAUCUCGCUAAUAACAGUUUUAGUGGACUGGUGCCUAUAAAUUUAGGAAGGCUUACGGGUCUGAUCCGCAUAAAUGGUGAGGCUAACCAACUAGGAAGCCGGGGUGGAAACGAUGACUUGGGCUUCCUCACUUCUCUCACAAAUUGCACCAGUCUCAAAGGAAUAAGCUUUGCACUCAAUCAACUCAGUGGUAUGUUGCCUAGCUCCAUUGCUAAUUUCUCGAAUCACCUCACCAUUUUAAGGUUAGGGAAUAAUCAAAUAUAUGGAAGCAUCCCAAUAGGAAUCGAGAAUUUAAUCAACUUGAUUGUCUUGAUGAUGGCCAAUAAUCAUUUAGUCGGUCCAAUUCCCUCUGGCAUUGGGAAAUUGCAAAAUCUGUACCAGUUGUCAUUGUCUUCGAACAAACUCUCAGGGGAAAUACCAGAUUCUUUAGGAAACAUCACUUAUCUGGGCCAACUUCAUUUAUAUGAAAAUAAUUUACAUGGAAGCAUACCUUUAAGCCUAGUAGAAUUGAAACACAUGGAAGUCCUAUACCUUCAUAAAAAUAAUCUUUCUGGUGGUAUACCCAAACAGCUUCUUCUUAGUCUUUCUUCCCGAUUGUCCUACCUUCGCUUGUCACGUAAUUCUUUCACUGGGUCUCUACCAACAGAAAUAGGCAGCAUGGAAAAUGUCUUGGGGUUGGAUAUUUCGGAGAACAAAUUGUCAGGUGAAAUUCCUACCUCGCUUGGCAAUUGCCAGAACCUGAGCAAUUCCUUCCUCGUUAAGUUACGAGGGAUCGAAGAUAUGGAUUUGUCGCGCAACAACUUAUCUGGUCAUGUUCCAGAAUAUUUAGGAAAAUUUGCAUUCUUGCAGUCUUUAAAUCUUUCUUUCAACAAUCUAGAGGGUGAACUGCCAAAAGAAGGCAUCUUCAAAAACCUGAGUGUGGUUUCAGUCCUUGGAAAUAAAAACCUGUGUGGGGGCAUUCCAGCAUUGCACUUGCCUACAUGCGCCGACCAAAGUUCUAAGAAAGGGGGAAAGUCUAUUCGUCUGAAGGUCAUAAUCCCAGUGAUUACUUUGGGCCUUUUAUUAUUUCUGUUAUCAUGUUCAUAUGCUGGUAGUUGUUGGAUAAGAAAAUCAAGCAAGAAAUCUUCCUCCAUGUCUUCUCUCGAUGGCCCCUAUUUAAAGGUUUCUUACAAAGAGCUGUUGAAAGCAACAGAUGGGUUUUCUUUAGCCAAUUUGAUUGGUGUUGGAAAUUAUGGUUCCGUGUAUAAAGGAAUUCUGGAUCGUGAUGAGAGGAUUAUUGCAGUGAAGGUGCUCAACCUUCAACAACGGGGUGCGCUAAAGAGUUUUACUGCCGAAUGUAAUGCCUUGAGACAUAUUCGACAUCGGAAUCUCGUCAAGAUCUUAACUGCAUGUUCCAGCAUUGAUUUCCAAGGCAAUGAUUUCAAAGCUCUGGUUUUUGAGUACAUGCCUAAUGGGAGCUUGGAGAAAUGGUUGCAUCCAAGUGUUAAUGGGCAGCAUCAAUUGGGGAAUUUGAACCUUCCUGAACGACUAAACUUAGCCAUCGAUGUAGCUUCUGCAUUGGAAUAUCUUCAUCACAAUGGCCAUGCACCAAUCGUUCAUCACGAUCUAAAACCGAGCAAUGUUCUUCUCGACAAUGACAUGACUGCCCAUGUAACUGAUUUUGGGUUGACGAAAAUCCUUCCUGGAAUCAACAACAACUCUUAUCAAAGCCAAAGCAGUUCAGUUGCAAUAAAAGGAUCUGUUGGGUAUGUUGCCCCAGAGUAUGGGCUAGGUGGCAAUGCAUCUACGCAGGGCGAUGUGUACAGUUAUGGCAUCCUUUUAUUGGAGAUGUUUACAGGGAGGCAACCCACCGAUGACAUGUUUAAAGACGGUCUAAGCCUUCAUCAAUUUGCAAAGAUGGCUCUGCCAGAGCGAGUGAUGGAGAUUGCCGAUCCACAAAUUCUCUCAGAUGAUGAUGCUUUCAACAACGUCGAAAAUAACAGAGCCAUGAGAGGAAGAAUUCAAGAAUGCAUGGUUUCGGUUAUUCGAAUUGGAGUGGCGUGUUCUACAGAAUCACCGAGAGAACGGAUAGAGAUGAGAGAGGUUGUUGGAGAAAUGCAAGUGAUCCGUGAAAUAUUUCUUGGUGUUGGAAUACAUGGAGAGACGAAAUAGGGCCCUAUUAUUAGGUGAAGGUUCAUCUCACCUCAAUAAUUGUUGAGCUACUAUUACUAGUUAUGGUCAGAAAAUGGAGCUGUGUUUCCAUCAUUUGAUGUGCUUCACCAGUGUGGUUGUCGCGGGUUAUUUUUGAAGAAAAUAUGAGAGAGAGAGAGAGAGAGAGAGAGAGAGAGAGAGAGAGAGAGAGAGAGAGAGAGAGAGAGAGAGAGACCAUUAUCAGUGUUCAAUCCUAUUAAUUAGACUUUGUCAUUAUUGUUGUUAUUGUUGUUGUUGUUGUUUUACCUCUAGUGGCAAGUAUUCUUAAGUUCCAAUGUAGCUACUUAUGAGUUUGCCGUGUUUAUAUUUCAUGACUACGUUAUAUGA